AUGAUUCUGUACUGGUCCCUAGCUGCAACAUCAACAAUAGGGGAUAAAACAAGACCGUCACCAAGUUCGGCAUCCCCAUCAUUACUUCGACCCACCACCACAAUCACGCCGCCUCGUUCUGCCCGAACCUACCUAGGUAAUCCUACUCGCAACGGCAAAUCCAAACCAGAAAUAGGGAGUGGCGCAAUCGCGGGCAUAGCGACAGGAGGCAUCGUCAUUCUCGCCCUAAUAAUAGGCGGAUGGUACUUCUGGCGGCGCAAGAAGCGGAGAACACCGGAACCCACGACCACCCUCACCGACGACGAACUAGCAAGACGAGAAGGCGACGGCAACAAGAUGGUCCUCGAUACAGAUCACAAUGCGACAAGAACGGGAGCGGACCAGACGGAGUACCAAGAAAUGUCUGGCAAUGGCCUCACGCAGGAAUUGGAUCGGUCGCACUCGUACAAAUACGCGAUUGGCGGUGCGCAUGAGCUUAGGGCUGAGGAGCAACCGGGAGAAUUGCCGUAUAACGGGAUGGAGGAACAUAGGCGAGCGGAUGAGGCUGAGGUCGUCGGAAGGGACGAUGGAGGUGAUGGCAGGAAUGCAGAGACGCUGCCAAUACCGGGAUCAAAUGAUACAACGUCGCAAGUCUCGCCACAUGUGGAAGCGCAGAGAAAGAGGGAGGUGGAGUGGCUGGAGAUGGAAGAGACAAGAAUGAGACAGCGGAGGGAAGCACUUCUGCAACAGGGUGGUGGUCAACACAUGUAA
Molecule: messenger RNA, 750 nt
Organism: Alternaria arbusti
Lineage: Eukaryota; Fungi; Ascomycota; Dothideomycetes; Pleosporales; Pleosporaceae
Exons: 1
Coding region: 1-750 (249 amino acids)
Source: RefSeq, a predicted model, not a curated record